AUGUGUGUCUACCUAGUGUCCAGUGUCAGGCACCAUGCCAAUGCCAUGCCAUGGCAGCUGUGUUUAUAAAUCAGGACCUCCUCCCUCUGCAACUGCAACCUGCAAUUCCCAGUGUCUCAGCAACAACAACACCUGUUCUUUAGCCUUCCCUCCAUUCUGCUAAAUAUCUUGCUUGGCCCAUGCAAGCUUGGUGCAAAGCUUGCUGAGGAAAUUGGGCCGGAGAAGAGAGGAGAAGUGUCUUGUGAGUUCUUGGCUGCAGGGAAGUACUAGUGAAUUUGGUGUGACCUGAGUAAUUUGAUCAAGUUUGAAGAGGGUUUUAAGUAAGCUGAAUUUAAAAAGGUUAGAAGAGAUCGAUAUGGGCAAGCUUGUGAGGCAGUGUGACAUGGAGGUGAUGAAGAUGGCCAUGCUCAAGCAUGAGGAGACCUUCAGGCAGCAGGUUCACGAGCUGCAUCGGCUGUACCGCAUCCAGACGCAGCUCAUGGGCGCCAGCGCCACCGGCCGGCAGCCGCGGCGCCGCAGCAGCAAGCAGCCGCGGCGGGCGCUGGACCUGCAGCUCCCCGCCGACCAGUACAUCGUCGGCGCCGGCGCCGGCGCCGGAGCCGAAGAAGACGAGGACGGAUGCGGCACGGAGCUGGAGCUGACGCUGGCCGUCGGCGGGAGGAGGCCGGCCUGCGUCGCCGCCACCCGCAAGAACAGCAGCGGCGGCUUCUCCUCCCCGUUCGCGUCCGACGACUGCUCCGGCGGCGGCGGCAGCGCGACGAGCCUGUCGUCCUCGCCGCCGUCUUCGGUCGAGUACCCCGUCGCGCUCCAUGGCUACGCGCUCCCGAUGCCGCCGCCGCCUCCGUGCCAGAGAGCCAUGGCGUUCGACCACCUCGGAGCCAGCGGGGAGGCCAUGGUGAAGUACUCGCCGUGGCAACUCGUGCAGUGCCAGCAGUACCUCAGCCUCAGGAUGACAUGAACACAGAUGAUUAAGCUCGCCCAUCAUCGUCGAUCCAUGCCAUGAUCACAUCCACAUCGCAUUGAUCAUCUCCAUGUCCAUAUGGCAUUGCGUUGUAGAAGAAGAAGCCGCUAUUUAGUUUUUUUUUUCUCUUUCUUUCUCUUAUCUCUUCCUUUUCUUUGAUUUCCUGUUGUGUUGCUAGGUGAGACAUCGAUGAUGAAAGCUUUGGGGAAGCUGGUCAUGGAUUAAUCCUAAUCCCCAAGCUGCUAGUAUAAUUGGUUCAUGACUGGCUAGCUAGCUAAUGAGUACAAUGCUGAUUGAUUCAGUAGUUAGUUAGUUAAUGUACUUCAGGCUUUCUGCAGACACCAGAACAGUGUGAAUUGAUUGAUGAAUAACAUGUCAUGCUCAUCGUUUGUAAAA
Brachypodium distachyon (stiff brome) is the source of this 1357-nucleotide messenger RNA. RefSeq lists its product as uncharacterized. Lineage: Eukaryota; Viridiplantae; Streptophyta; Magnoliopsida; Poales; Poaceae. The transcript is spliced from 3 exons. The record is from RefSeq and is a predicted model, not a curated record. The coding region runs from base 356 to 958 and encodes 200 amino acids.